Messenger RNA from Oryzias melastigma (Indian medaka), 1698 nucleotides. RefSeq lists its product as uncharacterized. The record is from RefSeq and is a predicted model, not a curated record. NCBI's taxonomy places the organism in Eukaryota, Metazoa, Chordata, Actinopteri, Beloniformes, Adrianichthyidae. The transcript is spliced from 2 exons. Bases 1 to 1116 code for a protein of 371 amino acids.
AUGUGGUUCGGAGACGAAGACCCGUUUAAACCCGGCGCGGGACGUUUCGGCGGGCGUUUUCCCCGCACAGACUUUCAAAUUUACCUGCCAGCGCCGUUUUCUGGAGAUCAUGGACAGAGUUUCCAGUGCUGGGCCAGACAGCUGGAAGUGGCUGUCGGCGCGUCGGCGGGCGCCGGCGGGACCUGCAGAGACAAACUCGCGCGGAUUUUGCCCACGCGCCUUGGUGGAGCUGCGUUCCUGCUGUGGGACAGCCUCCCGGACUUUGUGAAGUCGGACUACGAAGCCACGAAGGAGAAGCUGGGAGCAGCUUUCGGACAGCGGCAGGGGCUGGAGCGCUUCAGGACCAGCCUGUCGGCGCGGACCCGAGCGGCGGGGGAGAGCCUGCAGGUGUUCGCCGCGGAUGUGAGUCGGCUCGUGAUGGCGGCGUUCCCGCAGUACGGAGAUGUGGCGCAGCGAAAGGAAAAGUUCCGGCGUUUUCUGGCGGGUCUGGAUCCUGCUCUUAAAGCAAAGUGUUUGGAGCAGGGCGCCACUGAUUUGGAGGAAGCCUUAAUAAUAGCAGAGAGGUGUGAAAACGCCAGAGAGGCUCUGCAGAAGGACUGUGUGGCUCCCUGUGGCCGCGCUUCCUGCGCUGGGGGUGAGCUUCCCGUACAGUCGGUGUCUACUGCAGAGGGGCUCCAUAAGGCUAUAGACAAGCUGACUGAGGACAUGUUUCAAAAGAGAAUGGAAAUGAAAGAACUCUCAGCGGAGAACAGAAGACUGAGGGAUGUGCCGAGGUCACUCUCUCCAUCUGUGUCUCGCUGUGCCUGCGAGGAGAGGGGCUGCCAGGCCAGGUCAGUCUCUGAGAGACAUCGUGGUCGCUCUCCGGACCGAGAGCCCUACCACCCACAGUGGGAGUACAAGGCUCCCAGACGCCAGCGGUAUUCAUCACCUUCUGAUUCAACAUGGUGGAGAGCUCGGAGCCCCAGCCCAGGAUGGGGACCCUCCCAGGAUUCAGCUCCCAGAAAACGAGGUGUGCGUUUUCUGCCUCCGCGACACCGUGACGACAGCGAACAUCGCGAGGAUGUUUCUAAGGCAUCAUGGAGGCCCUCUUCAGCCAAGAGAGGGGGGACUCCCUGAAAGGGACUGUUUGAACGCCGGACAGGAGGACAGUUCGUUUGUUGUCCCUGGGUACUCCCGCAGCGGACGGCAGGUGAAACCCCCCUCACGGUUUCAUGAUUUUGUUCUGGUGUGAUGUGUUAUUGCUCAUGUGUUUGUUUCUUUCUGCACUUAGAGAAAAAAAGUGAUGUUUGAUUCAGGGAGAUGAGCAGAGAGAAUCGAGGGAAUGAAAAUCAUUGUUUUUUUGUUUGUUUUUUUUGGUGACAUGUUUGUUUUAUUUAGAAACGGGACGUUUCUUUUGGAGGAUGGGACGUGUGUAACAGACUAUAAAGUGUUCUGGGUUUGAUAUGUGUUGCAUAUUUACCAUUGCCUUUACGGUAGUUAAACUGUUGGGAAACUGUGCUGCACAGGGCGUGUCUUUCAUUAAUAAAGAGAUCUUCCAAGUGAACAGACGUCUGUCUCCGAGCUCCAUUAUUUCCACUCUCUUCGACUACACCACCCUACAACGAACCCACGGGAGGCCGGCUACAGUAAUAAAUGUAACAAUAAGUAUCAUAUUAACACAUUAAUAAUGCUUGUAAAUGUGUUAAAUUAGUAAUUUAA